CCUGCUCUAAGAAAGCUAUUUUUGAACAGGAAUGCACCAACGUGCUUGAGACUCUGACGGAGAAGACGGUAUAAGUAGCGGCAGAGCCCGAGAGCUUUAAGCGCGUUCAUGUCCCUUUCAGAACAGCGUGUCGAUGCGCAAUUGCGCAUCCAGGAAACCGUAGAGUAGUCACACCAUAGACAAGAAGGGGGUCUGAAGUCUACCGCAGUGCCUGACGGGAGAAAAAAGCAUCCUGUGGUGACCCUUUUCCCAUGAAAAUGUAUUUAUAAUGUUCUCAUAAUGACCAGGUGAGCAUUGCGUCUCCAUGAAUUCGCCGCGACUUCAUCUUGGAAGAUACUGGAGGUUAUUCGCUUAUUGACAUUUGGAGACAUUAAGCAUGCCCACGUUUUGGACUCACGCACGCUGGGGCAACAACUCACGAUGACAGUAAGAAUCAGGACGGAUGCACUUAACAAAAGUCAGGAUAUCUCCGGGGACGCGCCAUGGACGCAUUGGACAUAAUAGCUUCCGUUAUAGUUUUGGGGAUUAUCGUCGUGUCGUUGCUGUCCAACGUUGUGGUGCUGAUCUGCUUUCUCUACAAUCCGGAGAUCCGCAAACAGGUACCCGGUCUUUUCAUUCUCAACCUGACGUUUUGCAACCUGUUGCUGAGUGUGUCGAACAUGCCACUCACCCUGGUCGGCCUCGUCACCGCGGGCUACCCCGAAGGCAGCGGCUUCUGCCAAUUCGUGGGAUUCCUCGACACUUUUGUCACCACCAACUCCAUGCUGAGCAUGGCGGCUCUCAGCAUCGACAGAUGGGUGGCGGUGGUAUUCCCCCUGAACUACCACUCGAGAAUACGGCACCGGGACGCGGUGGCGGCGCUGGCCUACACGUGGAUCCACUCGCUUUGCUUCUCGACGGUGGCCACCUGCCGCUCCUGGGUCGGGUACCAUCGCCUUUACGCAUCGUGCACCCUCUGCAACGUCCGGGCCAAGGGAGGCGGGACGCAGUUCAUCGUUUUCACGGUGGCCCUGCACUCUCUCACAUUCCUUCUCACGCUGAUCGUGUUGUGUGUGACGUACCUGAAAGUGCUGAAAGUGGCAAGAUUCCACUGUAGACGGAUCGACGUGAUCACCAUGCAGACGUUGGUGCUGCUCGUGGAUUUUCACCCCAGUGUGCGGCAGAAAUGCUUGGAUGAGCAGAAGCGGAGGCGGCAGAGAGCCACCAAAAAGAUCAGCACUUUCAUCGGCACAUUUGUUGUGUGCUUCACCCCAUAUGUCAUUACGAGAAUUGUGGAGCUCUUCUCCUCGGCGCCCAUAAGCCCUCACUGGGGAGUGCUGUCCAAAUGUUUGGCCUACAGCAAGGCAGCAAGCGACCCGUUCGUCUACUCGCUGCUGCGUCACCAGUACAGGAGGACCUGCAACCUUCUGGCCAACAAAGUCCUCAAGAGGAGUCCGCUCAACUCCUCCUCCCUCAGGAUGGAGAACUGCGGCGCGAGGAGCGCCAACAACUCGAACUCAACCAACAACACCCAGCAGUAGAUCGACCGCUGCAGUGACGGUGCAACAUCACAGGGAACUGUUAACGUGAUUAUUGUUGAAGCAAGAGGCCGGCUAUAUUCUCUACUUUUCACAUUAUCCUAUGAAAAGUCUCAAGACAGCUAGACGGCUUUGGGGUCUUGACUGUGGCACCCCGAGACGUUGCCUUAGGUCACAAAUAAAUUCAUAAGGCCAAAAAAUUUUCUCAGCCGGUUCAUCGCUGCAAGUGUCUUUGCAGAUCUUGGAACAUCAUGAAUGAUGGAGGUGUAAGGCGCAGUGGAAUAACCUGUAUACAACUUUAGCUACACAGGAAAUAAUAAUCAGUAGGAUCUAUUCUUCUUAAAAAAUAUAGGAUACUCUUUAACGACUGAUAGACCAACCCCCUUUUGUAGGUUGUGUGUGUCGAUUGUAGUUUUUCAAUACAAAUAUAAUACCGUCUUUUUCUGCAUAGAGUGAACGAGUUUAUUCGGUAGCAUGAACAGCAUUGUAGCUCCACCUCUAAAAUUACAGACGGAGCCGGUUAACCAGACAGAGACAACAACACAAAAUCUACAUUAUUAACAUUGUCCAAUGCUUUUAAAUGUUCGGAUGAAUCAGUCCAAUGUAUUACCUCAAGUCAGUAUAGUUGUACAUCCAAUUAAAAAAAUGAUUUAAAUCCACCUGAAGUGUUUGGCAGAGUUCCUAAAUUCAAGCUCACCCUCUGACCUCAAUGAUGAUUCUCAGGCCGGAUGAACGUAGUAUAUAUGUUGCGUGGAUAAUUUUGACUGUACAGAUGAUUCUUAAAUGAUUAUAUGUUGUAGCUGUGAGUUCUGAAGUGCCUUUUAGACGAUGAACUCGCCGAUUCGAUCCAAACAUAACCUUCACAUUCGGCCAUUUUCUGGGAAUUCUGUGAUGUGGUUUAAUCUGAUGAUGGAGCCAAUGAUGCAGUUUGGUCCCAUUGUAAGAAAGUUUUAAGGGACGUUAAUUCUUUUAAUACAUUGUAUUGUUGUAUUGAGCAGAACAGGGUGAAAUAUUAUUUGAAUGUGGUAGCAGCUAUUCUAUGAUGUGUAAUUACAUUUUAGCACAUAACGUUUGAGCGGUUAUGUGACAUCAGGUUGUAAAAUGUUUGUUUUUUUGUUGACAAGGCUGGCAAAUCAGGAUGUUGUGUUUUUACUUUACUGUGACAGUAUAAAGACGUAAAAGGCUUAAAAAAGAUUUAUUUUUGUCAAAACUGUGUCGGGUUUUUGUUAAAUAUAUUUGUGACUAGAUUGCAAUAAAUGCUGUGCAUUUUGACAUUUUAAAACCCUCA
Molecule: messenger RNA, 2805 nt
Organism: Gasterosteus aculeatus aculeatus (three-spined stickleback)
Lineage: Eukaryota; Metazoa; Chordata; Actinopteri; Perciformes; Gasterosteidae
Product: G-protein coupled receptor 26-like
Biological process (GO): adenylate cyclase-activating G protein-coupled receptor signaling pathway
Cellular component (GO): membrane
Molecular function (GO): G protein-coupled receptor activity
Source: RefSeq, a predicted model, not a curated record